AUGGCAAUCAUCGCCGGAGUAAACAUAUCCGACAAUCUACGCGUCGUUAUCGGCCUCACCGGGAUUUACGGGAUAGGCCCGAAACGCGCCACCGAUAUCACGGCCAACCUCGGCAUCGCUUCGGGCACGCGCAUGCGUGACCUGAGCGAUGAGGAUUUGGCUGCGAUCAGGAACAGCGUCGAGCGCGCUGGAAUCGCGAUCGAGGGUGAUCUUCGACAUCCGAACGGCAACGUCGUCUCGCAAAGCAGUUCUGGAGCCAUGGGUUUCCGGGGCUCACGCAAGAAGACGGCCUUUGCCGCGCAACGCGCUGGGGAAACCGCGGCACGCUCCGCGGUCACCCACGGGAUGCGGACGGUGGACGUACUCAUCAAAGGUCCGGGCAAUGGCCGCGAAUCAGCGAUUCGCGCUAUCGCUGGAGCCGGUAUUCGAGUCAGUUCGAUCACCGACCAGACACCGAUACCGCACAACGGAUGUCGGCCACCGAAGAGACGACGAGUCUGA
Molecule: messenger RNA, 501 nt
Organism: Geodia barretti
Lineage: Eukaryota; Metazoa; Porifera; Demospongiae; Tetractinellida; Geodiidae
Source: the annotation of a GenBank genome assembly